CUUCUACGAGGAGCUCCUGGCUCACGGCAUCUUGAAGUCGCUGACUGCGCCCGUGGAAGGAAUGGUCGUGAAAGAAGGCUCGUGCAAUUACGUGGCACCGCAGGGCAUCUCCUCAGUUGUCAAAUACUAUCUGAAACAGUCAGGUGCAGAUGUUUUCUAUGAACAGCAUGUAACACACAUCUCUCUCCGAGAUGGGAAAUGGGAAGUCUACAGGAAAACGGGACCACCAGAAGAAUUUGAUAUAGUUAUUCUUACGAUGCCUGUUCCACAAAUUCUUCAGUUGCAAGGUGACAUUGUAAACU
Molecule: messenger RNA, 302 nt
Organism: Apaloderma vittatum (bar-tailed trogon)
Lineage: Eukaryota; Metazoa; Chordata; Aves; Trogoniformes; Trogonidae
Product: renalase-like
Exons: 2
Cellular component (GO): extracellular region
Molecular function (GO): oxidoreductase activity, acting on NAD(P)H
Source: RefSeq, a predicted model, not a curated record